GUACAACCUCUCGCUUCGCCUCUUCCUCUUUGGAUAAACAAUACAUUCUUGUGGAUAUUUUGUCCCAAAUGUCAGCUGAAGGACAAACCACACAGCAUACCAGUAAACUGGAUUAAUCAGACUAUGGCCUCCGUUAGUACCUACAAAAAGACGCUGAUGCAAUGCCUUCUAUUCUCUACAAAUGACUGUCCAAUACGAGUUCUCCACGUUUAGUGAUUUUUUAAAGACGUCAAUUCCCAUGCACCACCAGGAGUUGGACGUCACCAGGAAGUACCCGUAGUCAGAAAUAUUUGGUUGAGUUUUGUUGUUGUUGUCCAGCAAAGCAGUUGCAUUCAUGGCGCUUGCUGGUGUGCGUGUCAUCGAACUUGCGGGCCUGGCCCCAGCGCCCUUUUGCGGCAUGAUUCUGGCUGACUUUGGCGCCAAGGUGAUCCGAGUGGACCGGACCAAGGUUGCAAUGGCAAUGGACACGCAGGCUCGAGGCAAGCGCUCGGUGGCGAUCAACCUGAAGAGCCCAGAGGGAGUAGCUGUGCUGAAAAGACUCUGCAGUCAAUCAGAUGUCCUCCUUGAGCCCUUCCGCAAAGGAGUUAUGGAGAAGCUGGGCCUGGGUCCAGAGGAGCUACUGAAGGAGAACCCUCGUCUGAUCUACGCACGCCUCACUGGCUACGGCCAGAGUGGAGCCUAUGCCAAGGCUGCUGGUCACGACAUCAACUACCUCGCCAUGUCAGGCUUGUUGUCCAUGCUGGGCCGGAGCCACGAGAAGCCCUAUGCUCCUCUGAACCUGUUGGCUGACUUUGCAGGCGGGGGUCUGACCUGUGCCCUCGGGGUGGUCCUGGCCCUGCUGGAGAGGACCAGGUCGGGAAUAGGGCAGGUCGUUGACACCAGCAUGGUAGAAGGAGCUGCCUAUGUCGGCUCGUUUGUGUGGAAAUCUCGUAGUAUUGGCAUGUGGAACAACUCGCGUGGGGAGAACAUGCUGGACAGUGGAGCUCCAUUCUAUGACACAUACCAGACCUCUGAUGGGAAAUACAUGGCUGUCGGGGCUAUUGAGACACAGUUCUAUAACCAGCUCAUCCAUGGCCUGGGAUUAGAUGCUGCCAACCUUCCUCCCCAGAUGAGCUUCUCUGAUUGGCCAGUGGUGAGGCAGAUCUUCACUAAGCAGUUUGCGACUAAGACACAGGAGGAGUGGGGUCACGUGUUCGACGGAAAGGACGCCUGUGUGACUCCGGUACUCUCUCUGGACGAAGUGAUCUCCCACCCCCAUAACCAGGAGAGGGCCUCCUUCCACAGGGACGCCCAGGGGGAGGUGACUCCGAGCCCCGCACCUGUCCUGUCCCGUACCCCUGCUGACCCCUGCCUGGCCCAGGACCCCCUUAUAGGGGAACACACACGCUCCGUUCUAGAGGAGUUUGGCUUCAAACUAGCAGAGGUAGACCAGUUGCUCUCAGCUGGUAUUAUUGAGUGUAACGUAGCCCAAGCACGGUUGUAGCCAGGCCUUUCUUCUUCUCCUGCCUCUCUCCUCUUUCCUUUGUCCUUCUUUAAGAAAAACACCCCGGCUCUCCAAUGUACACUUUAAUGUUUAUAAGUUGGACAACCAUCUUUGAUACAUGGUGUGCCAUGCUGGAUGGAUUAGCUAUUCAAUCAUUAAGUACUUGGAGCCCUUGGAUAAAUCACAUUGCAAAUGCAAUUCAUUCAUAUAAUUGUUAUUAUUAUAUGUAUAUGUCUUCUACCUACUGCAAGCCCUGUCGCCUUUGUAAGUGUUUGGACUGUAAGCACUUAAUUGUAAUUGAUGUAAUUAUGUUGAUAGCUAGAUAGCAAUGACAAUAUGUCAGUCAUUACUAGAGUAAGGUAGAGCAAGAGGAGGCGGAGAGAAUGAUGACCCUUGACUGUAACUACUCUUUCAUAUCAGUUAUUACCUGUAUCCAAGGGUUUGUGAUGAUUUUUUACAUGAUCAAAUCAAAUGUUAUUGGUCACAUUCGCCGAAUACAGCAGGUGUAGACUUGCAAUGCAAAGUUAAAAAGUAAGACGAAUAUUUUCUAAAUAAAGAAAUAGUAACACAAUAAAAAACAACGAGGCUAUAUACAGGGAGUGCCAGUACCGAAUACAUUAACGUGUCAUAAUGUGCUUCUGAAUAGUCUUUGUAAUUCUAUAAAUAUGGUGAGAAAUUAUUCUCAGCUAUUGACUGAAGUGCCUGUAUUUUAUCUUGAAUGUUUUCAAAGAUGGAUGGGCACCCCAUUAAUAAUAUUUCUUGACAAUUUGUAUUAAAAUGCUUCAAUUAAA
Messenger RNA from Oncorhynchus keta (chum salmon), 2274 nucleotides. It is a transcript of the gene amacr, whose product is annotated as alpha-methylacyl-CoA racemase. Gene Ontology annotation, cellular component: mitochondrion. Gene Ontology annotation, biological process: bile acid metabolic process. The transcript is spliced from 7 exons. The coding region runs from base 335 to 1483 and encodes 382 amino acids. Lineage: Eukaryota; Metazoa; Chordata; Actinopteri; Salmoniformes; Salmonidae. Gene Ontology annotation, molecular function: alpha-methylacyl-CoA racemase activity. The record is from RefSeq and is a predicted model, not a curated record.